Messenger RNA from Benincasa hispida (wax gourd), 1147 nucleotides. RefSeq names its product GATA transcription factor 15-like. The record is from RefSeq and is a predicted model, not a curated record. Gene Ontology annotation, biological process: regulation of DNA-templated transcription. Gene Ontology annotation, molecular function: zinc ion binding; sequence-specific DNA binding. NCBI's taxonomy places the organism in Eukaryota, Viridiplantae, Streptophyta, Magnoliopsida, Cucurbitales, Cucurbitaceae.
GGAAAAAGAGGGGGGGAGUGGAACGGUGGGUGUUGUGAAAAAUAGUGCAUCGUGUCAGCAGGAGGCUUCUCCGUCGCUGCAAAAUCAGUGGAAUGGAAAUGACAAUUUCGUCAAUCCAGCCUUAAACCUCAUUUCUCCAUUACUAGGGUUUUAGAAUGCCGCCUAGGCUUUCUCUAUCAUCGUCAUUCUUAUCCCUAUCCUCUCUCUGUCGGUUCUGCUCUCUUUUUUGCAGUAAUGAUCUUACGUUCUCCCCGUCUUUCUCUCCCUCAUUCAAUUUGCUUCCUAAAUCGUGAAAUGGGUAUGAUGGAUUUGAGGCAGAAGGGACUGUUGUUGGCAGAUACUAAAUGUUGUGUUGAUUGUAAGACAACCAAAACUCCUUUGUGGCGUGGAGGCCCUACUGGACCUAAGUCACUGUGCAAUGCAUGCGGGAUCAGGUUUAGAAAGAGAAGAAUAUCCACCAUAGGAACAAACAGAGGAUAUGACAGGAAGAGAGAAAGAGUUCAUAACAAUGGCUCCACCAUUACGACCACCGUGUCAGCCACCACUUCCUCGACUGGGACGACGACAACCACCACCUCUGGCAGUGGUGAUGGAGAUGGGGAUGAGAAUUUGGGGGAAUGUGGGUCAUUAGGGAUGAGAUUGAUGAUGGCAUUGGAGGAGGAGGUGAUGGUGGUGCAGAAUUUACCGUCAUCGGUGAAGAAACAGCGUUUUCAACGGGAGAGGAAGCUCGGGGAGGAGGAGAAGCAGGCAGCCGUGUCGUUAAUGGCGCUGUCAUGUGGCUCUGUGCUCUCCUAAGGAGGAAGAAGAAGAAGAAGGUGCAGAAGUAGUAUUUAGUAUUUUACUCAUCAAAGUUCUAAUCUAUACAAAUUACCAACCAAAAUGUCACCAACCAAAUGAAAUUGGAAGAUGACCAGAGAAGUAGGGAAGGGGUUUCUUCCUAAAAUGGUAGUUUUAGGCAAUCAAGAGAGAAGAUUAGGGAAUUCUAAAUGAUAUUUUGUGUAGUUGUAGCUUUGUUCUUUUCUUUUUUUGAACAACUCAUGUGUACAUAUGCCAACAACGUAGUGCACAUUUACGUGCUUAGUUUCUUUCUCCUCAAACCUCAAUUGAGAUCGAUAGUACAAGCAUUAUAUCAAUAAACAACUCAUAU